UGCACAGCUCACAGCUCCGUUAUGCCAAGCAGCUCAAUGUAUUUUAUUAUUAUAACUAGUGCAUUGAUUUACACAUUAGUUGUACAACUCGACAGAGCGCAAAAUGAGGAAGAUAAAUUUUAGCGCAAUUUUUUUAUAUGUCUACCGAAUUCCUCACGAUGAACGUGAUUUUUGUGUGAAUUUCUGUUGUGUUUCUUCACCUCGUGCCAGUGUUGACGUAGAAAAUAAACCUCGUUAGUCGAGUAAUUAAAUAGACUCGACUUUCAUCCGACGUAUCAAAAUCAUAAAAUUUGCAACUGCAGUUUUACGGAUUUUUUUUCCGACGGAGAUUGUUAGCUGUUGAAAAAAAAAAAAAAUUCUCAAUGGAGGAAAAAACUGCCAUGGAGCAAAGAGCAGAUGGAGACGUGUCUUUUAGCGAGUUUUAUUCGAGAGUGUGCGAUCGCAUAAGAAGUGAAAACAUUCUCGACACGGUCAUGAAGGAAUUUCAACAAUGCUCAUCGGACCAACAACGAAUCUCCUACGUUUGGAAUUUACCAGAGACCAGACAACUCUCAUUAAAACACAAAACAUCCUUCAAGAGUCGCGAGGAGGCAGCAUUUUGUGAAGAUUUGUACGACAGGCUCGUCGUUGAUGAGAGAAAUGCAGACAAAGCCCUGGAAGCGAUACAGAGAGCCAUCCUGAAAACUCCUACAGCUGACAAGCAUCUUCUGGCCGUAAGGUUCAUGAAACGUGCGUGGGCGCUGCUGCUUAUGGAGAAGUUUACAGAAGCUUUCGUGGACGCCAAACGAGCCAUCAUCUCGACGCAAACUCCAGGGGUACUUUGGAACGCUCAUGAAAUACUUGGACACUGCAAUGCCAAAGCAAGAAAAUUCAAAGAAGCUGAAGCCAAUUUUGCGAAGGCUUUAGAAAGUCUGAAAAAGAGCAAAGCAAGUAACGUCGAACGAGCCGCGGUAGCGGGUAGAGUUUCAACGGUACUUCGUAUGGUUAAAGAUGAAAACAAACCUAAAAAUCGAUCAAAAGAGUCAGCUAAAAAGCUAGAAGAGAAUCGUACCAAGAAAAACACGACUAGGAACACAGAUACACUGGACGAAGUGUCGGCACCGACAACAGCAAGCGAUGUCAGUAGAUCCAGAAAGCUGCCCAAGUUAUCCUAUGGCACGCAUCCCAAGCUAGUGAGCGCCAGCGUGGCUGUUAGGGUGGUCGUCACGGAGGAAAGAGGCCGAGCUGUCGUCGCAAGCCGAGACAUCAAGCCUGGCAGCGUGGUGAUGGUAGAGCAGCCGUAUGCGUACACGGUGAACGCAAGCCAACUGCACGAGCGAUGCCUGCGCUGCUGCCGCCGGUCGCUCACCAACGUUCCUUGUGACAACUGCGCUGUAGUUCAGUACUGCGGCGAGUCAUGUGCUCGGCAGGCGGCGCAGCAGCACAGGCUGCAGUGCUGUGUCCUCACGCUGCUCUACGACGCCGCUCUCGGCAACAUGGCACCCCUCGUAUUCAGGAUAUUGAGCACGAUAGGCUGGACAAAACUGAAGAAGAGUCAGGAGAAGCUGUGCCAGGAGCAGGAGUUGGCAGAGCAGAAGGAACGAAGCGGCCCCGAUGACAUCCUCGUCAGCGGCCACCAGCCCUGGGGCUGGGAGGGCCAGUAUUCCCCUCACGACUACCUCGCAACUUUCAACCUCGUCACCAACUCUUCAAAACGAACCUUCGGUGACUUAUUCAAGCGGGCUCUCUCUGCUGCGUAUCUCACGCAUUGCUUGCUCACGGCAGGAUUUUUCGCACCCACAAAACCUACUGAAGAAGAACUGCAGUUCACAGCGACGCUCGCGCUGCGGCAUUUGCAGAGCAGUUCAUGCAAUGCCUAUGAGAUAAGCGAGAUGCAGAUCACAGGAGAUAUCGCAGGGAACAAGUCACUGGAGAUUGGAGGAGCAAUAUACCCCACAAUUUCCUUGACUAAUCACAGCUGCUUCCCUAAUGUGACUCGUUACAACGUAGGGACCGCAUGCGUACUGAGGGCUACGCGGUUCAUACCGCGGGAUGCGGAGAUACUGGACAACUACGGUUACUUCUUCCAUGCGACACCCUUGAUAGAGCGAAGAGAUGCUCUCAGGAACCAAUAUAAGUUCGACUGCAGCUGCGAUGCGUGCACGUAUCAGUGGCCGCUGUAUCCCCACCAGGGCGGAGAACCAGUGGUGUUCAGGUGCCCUGUCAGCACCUGUCAAGCUCCUUCAUCUCUCGGCGAUGGUCUCAAGAAAAAAUGUAGAACGUGUGGGGAUGAGAAGGACUACGGCAAGUUAGUCUCAGAGAUCAGUGACAAAUUGCCAGAUUAUUCAAAAGCUAUUCAGCAGAUGCAGUCCGGGAGAUUCGAGACAGCGCUGCAGACGCUCGUGCAGCAUCAGGCAAUGCUCGAUGGUUUCGCAGUGUACCCUGCCAAGCAUUACACAGACGUGCAAGAAAUCAUGCGCCAGUGCAUGAGCUCCCUAGGCAAUGUGAAUCAUUGUGAAGCAACCAACACGGAGUAAACAUCAAUUAGAACAGAGUGAACUUUUAAACUUCUGAUUCAAUCUAACUGAAAUAAUUAACUAAAAGCAAAGUUCUUAAAUCUUAACGAAAAAGUUCAUCUAAUACAUCAUUCUUGUUCUCAAGUGGUUUUAAUUGCUUUCAAUGCCUGUAGUUGAAUCUCAAUAAAGCGAUUCACAAUAUCAGAACACAUAAAAUUUAAAAUAAAUGAAUAUUAAAUGAGAUGUUAUGCGUUGUUUCUACCAGCAACUAUGGCUACUAGGUACAAGUACUGCUAUACCACAUCUCUGUCGCAAAGCAGAAGUAGGUA
Molecule: messenger RNA, 2824 nt
Organism: Hyalella azteca
Lineage: Eukaryota; Metazoa; Arthropoda; Malacostraca; Amphipoda; Hyalellidae
Product: SET and MYND domain-containing protein DDB_G0284059
Exons: 6
Coding region: 363-2516 (717 amino acids)
Molecular function (GO): protein binding
Source: RefSeq, a predicted model, not a curated record